AUGAGGUACCUUCUUGCCAUUCUCUCAGUAUGGAGCAUAUCAAUCGUUAUUGCACAAUCGGAUAAAAAGCCUGAAGGCUCCAAGCCCCCUUCUUCUGAAGCUUCAAAAACUGACCAACCUGGAAAAUCAGACCACGAAUCUAAAAAACCAACUCGACCAAAAACCAAUUCUACAAAGUCUGCAGGAGGCCCGUCACAUAAACCUAGUCAUGCACCUCUGCCAAAUGCUGCACCAAUGCCUCCUCCCUUGCCACCUACUCAGCCUCCUGUUAAUUCAGUAAAACAGCCCAGCUCCAGCUCCAGCUUCAGCUUCAGGAACCGCUAG
Messenger RNA from Batrachochytrium dendrobatidis JAM81, 324 nucleotides. RefSeq lists its product as uncharacterized. The transcript has a single exon. The record is from RefSeq and is a predicted model, not a curated record. Bases 1 to 324 code for a protein of 107 amino acids. NCBI's taxonomy places the organism in Eukaryota, Fungi, Chytridiomycota, Chytridiomycetes, Rhizophydiales.